AGACUACAUACAUAGUACAGGAGAUGGUCAGAGACUGUGUAUACAUGAUAGAGGAGAUGGUCAGAGAUUAAUGGCACAACUUGAAGUACAUAGGGUCUGAUUUGAGGAAGGUAAGUUCUAAAGGCUGAAAUUAUAAGAUGGUUGAAAUGUGUAUUUGGAUUAGCAUAGCUUGGUGUGGACCCUCAGGUAGGAUCCUCAAUGACCAUCAACCUAACUUUUUUUUUUCUAUUUUCGCUUGCCAUGAAUUAACCUCACAAUAUAAACACAAACACAUAGUAUGCCCAUGCUUACUUGCUUAUUAGGCAAAACUAUAAAGCACAAAAGAGCACAAUGGUAUAUUAACCACCACAAGGCAACGAACAUGAAAAAUACUUUGGGUUGCCCAUUGUUUUUAGAUCUUCCUUUAUUUAUACUAUAGAUCGUGAAUCACAUUUAUUGAUUGAUUUCACCUCACUUCUGUUUCAGGAGACCAAUAAAAUGUUCAAAUCAACCAGAAAAGGUUUUAUGAUCAUUUUGUGUUGUACAGUUAUCCUGGUGUUUAGAUACAUCGCUUACCUAAACUUCAGACAGCUUUUGGACUUUCACUUUCUCAGUGUAAAAAAUCAUCGGACACCUGCCUCUGGAAAUAUUGCGUACGUUGACCAACAAAUAACCAAGAUAAUGACUAUGAUAAACGCUACAAUCCCCCAAAAGGACACCAUGCAUUUUAUAGAAACCACCAGCGCACUGAAUAGCAUAUCAAUCAUAUUGAACUAUAAACCUAAUUAUUGUGUUGGAGACACCUUGAUUGUUCAGGUUGAGAUGUUCAGUCAUUUGGGGAAAAGGAAGACUUAUGGAGGAGACUUCUUACUGACUCGGAUCUUUUCACCAAAGCUUGGAGCUGGAGCUUCUGGAAAAAUCGAGGACUUCAAUAAUGGAUCUUACAAUAUUUAUUUUACAUUAUUUUGGGAAGGACAAGUACAAAUAUCUAUUCUCCUAGUGCAUCCCAGUGAAGGGGUAGCUCUGCUGUGGAAAGGGAGGAACAUGGGAUACAAUUAUAUUGGCUACACCGGAUUAUUUAUUCAUAAAAAACAGGAAGUAAAUACAGAAUGUGGAUUUUACUUGAAUUCCCAACAAGAAGAAUGUGAAUAUGCAAACAGAAAAUAUAGAGACGUUUUUCACUGUAUCAAGUUACCAGAAAUACCCUGUGAGGCUUUCAUAUCAUUAAAAAGUUGGCACAGAGAUUAUACGUACCUCAGCAACGCAAAUAAGACUCUAUUAUCCCUGUCAAACAUUGGCAUAGAAAUUCCCAAAAGAGUUGGAAGUAUUCAUGUUUUAAAAUGCGCAAAAACCUCUAUGACUGUGACUUCAAAAUGCCAAAUUGGGACCUCUCUUCCCUUCCCUAGCGGUUAUUUCCUGAACAACCAAUGGUUCCCAACGCAUUGCAAUCUUUCUACCUUUGAGCCCUUGUUAAAUAUAACUAAAUGUUUGGCUGGCAAAAUGAUAUAUUUGAUGGGCGAUUCAACAAUGCGCCAAUGGAUAAAAUUCUUCCCAAAUGUCCUAAAGAGUAAGUAUCCUUGUUGUAUUGGCAUAGGCAUGGGCACACCCUAAUUACCCCCAUAUGCA
Molecule: messenger RNA, 1605 nt
Organism: Rana temporaria (common frog)
Lineage: Eukaryota; Metazoa; Chordata; Amphibia; Anura; Ranidae
Product: NXPE family member 1-like
Exons: 4
Coding region: 478-1590 (370 amino acids)
Source: RefSeq, a predicted model, not a curated record